GACUAAGACUAGAAUUGCUACUGUUAGCCGACUAACGCCAGAAACGCUACUCUCAGCCCGACUUAGGUCGCAAACUCAAGCACCUCGUGCCGCAUGCGCUAACGGAUCACUAUCGUCCUGCUCCGACUGCUCAGAGUGCUCAGACUGCUCCGACUGCUAUUGCUCAUACUUCUCAGGUUGCUCCAACUGCUCAGACUGCUCAGACUAAAUCAUGCAGAUUAAGUCCGAGGCCGCGACGCCUACUACUAGAAAUCCCCAAACCCCAGUCGAGGAACGUGCGGUGGAGUUCGCUUUAUCUGAUCAGGCGACGCCUGAACUGGAUUUAUCAGAAAAUGCCGACGUCGCACCUUCUAGCGAAGCAGCAGCAGCAGGAGCAGGAGCACCUGGCGGAGCUAACCCUAGCUCAUACCCCCCUCGCUCCUCCCUCCAGCCGCCGCCAUUUACGCAUCGGCUAAACAACGAGGCCGAGGGCUGCGCUCCGUCAGGCGAAACGGCAGCAGGACAUGGCGGAACUUACAGGGGGGGAGCUUAUAGCGGGGCAGAUCCUGGCUCCGAACCCCUUCCCUCAUCGCCGCUGCAGGAAUUUUAAUACAGCCCAUCUUCAGGCACCAAGGUAUUGGUCGGACGCCGAGGUCCGGCAGCUCCUAGCGUCCAAUACAACCCAUCUACAACCCACCUCCGAACCACUUCAGGCACCAACGUAUUGGUCCGACACGGAGGUUCGGCAGCUCCUCGAGGCUCACGCGGAGCUCGACCCUGAGCUCGGCGCCGUACGCAGUAUAAGAGGCUCCAAUGCCGUACGCGGUAUAAGAGGCUCCAAUUACUACCGGGAGCUGCGUCACCUGCUGCUGCUGCGCCACCCCGGCUUCCGCCACUCACAGGACGCGAUCAAAUCCAAGAUCCAACGGCUGAAAGGGACUUACGAGAAGCUGCGGGACUUGCUGGAACAGACGGACCAGAUGGAACAAUCUGGCUGUUCGAGCUUGGCGGCUCGAAUUCGAACGGCUCAGAUUCCCGAGUGGUUUGUGUUGUUGGAUCCUGUGAUGUCACGGAGCCAGGGCCGUACCUCCACUCUCCUGCUGAACUCCGCUCGAGCCAUAGCAGCAGCAGCAGCAGCAGCAGGCACAGCAGCAGCAGCAGUGACUUCUCUGGGACGUGGCCUGUUAAACCAGUCGUCGCAGCCGCUGCGCUCCACUGCAUCUCCCCCUUCUGCUCCACGCGACCGGCUGCUUUCUCCCUCCACUCGAAGUGACAGGCCUGAUGGGGCAGCGGGCAGGCAGAUGGCUGGGCCUGAUGGGGCAGGGGGUAGGCAGAUGGCUGGGCCUGAUGGGGCAGGGGCGGGCAGGCAGAUGGCUGGGCCUGAUGGGGCAGGGGGCAGGCAGAUGGCUGGGCCUGAUGGGGCAGCGGGCAGGCAGAUGGCUGGGCCUGAUGGGGCAGCGGGCUGGCAGAUGGCUGGGCCUGAUGGGGCAGCGGGCUGGCAGGUGGCUGGACCUGAUGAAUCUCGUGGGUCUCAUGGGCGUGCUGGGUCUGGUGGGCCAGCGGGCAGGCCGAUAGCCAGGCCUGAUGGGGCAGCGGGCUGGCAGAUGGCUGGGCCUGGCGGGCUGGCUGGUUGGGGAAGGAAGCGGGACUUCGCAUGGCGUGGGAGGGAGAUGGCAGCCCUUUCACCAGCGAAGGCAGGCAAUGUUUUGAGGGCAGACAGUGUUAUGAAGGCAGACGAUGCUAUGAGGGCAGAUGAGCUGAGUGCGGCAGUGGUGGAGGAGGCUUGUGCUGAGUUCGAGGAUGUCAUGCAGGACUGGGCUGAGAGUGUUUGCGCCGAGUUUGAGGAAUCCGUUGCGGGGCUUGCUAAAGCGGCUUGCUUCCAGUUCAACAGGCUUACUCGGGCUUUCGCCGAGUCUUGGAAGGCUGGAAGAGGAACCACCAAGAGGCGUCGGCAGUAACACUGCACUGGAAUUUUGUGCUGCCAGGGACUGUCUUGUGUGUAAGUAGUUUCUUUUUGAGUCGACUCAAAACGAAAGUACUUACACACGGAUUGUCAACUGCACUGGUAGGUAUUUUGUUCAGGCAGGGACUGGCCGAUGGGAAUGAUGGUAUGGUAGUGAUGAAGAUAGGCGGAGGCCUACCUCCCCUGCAUCUUUCGUGUAACGAUGUAUUUAUGUUCCUUUCCCCCCUAUGAAAUCUUGAAGACGUAUCCGUCCGACCAGUGGAGUGGAUCCACUGAUCUGGAGCUUGAUGUCAUUUUGCUUGUUGGAAAUACCUCAAGGACUUGAGCGUUUCUGAAGUGUAACACCACACUCGAGGAAGGUCGUAACGGGUACGCGA
This is a messenger RNA of Closterium sp. NIES-67, 2319 nucleotides long. Lineage: Eukaryota; Viridiplantae; Streptophyta; Zygnematophyceae; Desmidiales; Closteriaceae. The record is from the annotation of a GenBank genome assembly.